AAGGCAGUUUAUCUGCUUCUUGAUGAACAUGUCUCUGGAGAAGUUGCUGAUUGUGUCAAUACAACCAGCUGUUGCUUGAGCUUUUUGCCAAUUCCCGCGCCUUCUUUCUGGCCCCGUAUACUCUGCAUAUUUUUUUUGAGGUCCCUUUGCCCCAGCAGGCUCACUUUGACGCGGUGUUAAGUCUGUCGCAGGAUGGACGCUGUGUACGAGACUCCACACACCGACAAGUCUGUACAGAACGGAGAUUAUGUGGCUGUUCGAUCCAAGACCCAUCCUCCUUUAAGUAUCCUGACAUCUACGGUCCUGUUUUGUGCGGAAAGUGUGGCUGCUGCAGUAGUAGCUGCGGAGUACAGCCGAACGGAAGAUGUGGUUUGGAUGUCUUUGACCAUUGUCUUCCUGCUGGUUCCUUCAGUCAUGGUGCAGCUUACGUUGACAUUCAUCCACCGGGACCUCGGGAGAGAUCGUCCCCUUAUUCUGUUUAUGCACCUAUUGCAACUUGGGCCGCUCGUCAGAUGUGUGGAAGCCUUAGUAGUUUACUUUCAGAUGGGUCGUGAGGAGGAGCCCUACGUGAGUAUCUCUCGGAAAAAACAUUUGCAUCGUUCAGGUAUAAUAGAAGAAGAAGAGCGUGAAGUGGGGCAUUCUUUGAGGAGGAUGGCUACUCAUCGCAAUGCCUUCAAACGUACAGCUGUUGUGCAGGCGUUCCUGGGUUCCACUCCACAGCUUACCCUCCAGUUGUAUGUCAGUGUGUUGGAGAGGUACAUUCCUCCAGCACGAGCUGUUCUUAUGGCCAUGUCUCUGGCCUCUACGACGUAUGGUGCUUCAGUCCUUAAUGUUUUAGCUAUCCAGAUAAAGUAUGAUGACUACAAGUUCCAUUUGAGUGUGCCAGCCAUUCUGUGCGUUUUGCUGUGGAGAUGCCUGGAGAUAGCCACCCGUGUCACUGUGCUAGUGCUUUUUUGCUCAGCCCUAAAAGCUUGGGUCACUGCUGUGGUACUGACCAAUUUAGUAGUGCUCUUCUUUAUGCCAUGGAUACGCUUCUGGAGAACUGGGGCACGUUUACCUGAAAACGUUGAAAAGAACUUUAGCUGGAUUGGCACGUUGACCGUACUGGGGACAGUAACCUUGCUCUAUUCGGCAAUCAAUAUGUUCUGCUGGUCUGCUGUUCAGCUCAAUUUAGCGGAAAGGGACCUUAUUGACCAGGCCCAAAAUUGGGGGAGAUUAAGUCUCCACUAUUCCCUACGGUUGAUGGAGAAUGCAGCCCUCAUCUUACUAUGGUACUUUUACAAAGAGGAUGGGUUUGAAUAUUUUUGCUCCCCUUUCCUGGUAGUACAACUUGUAGUGGGAUAUUUGACUGCCAUUGCCUUCAUGCUCCUCUUCUAUCAGUACUUUCACCCCUGUCGCUCGCUUUUCAGCCACAAUGUGUCCGAUUUCCUUAUGUGUGUUUGUUGCAGAAAGAACAGAGGAUUUAAAUAUGGAAAGAAUGGCAACAAGGAGAGUAUUGUGUAAGCACAAACGUAUCAUGUGAAAAAGUGCUACUUUUCCAACUCUGUACUCAUGGAUGCCCCCGCUGUAUUUGGUGCCUGAGUUUUGGAAUUGUGUUUGUUCACCACAUUGUGACAUGCACCGAUAUUUUGGAAAUAUAUUUCAGAAAGAUG
Spea bombifrons (plains spadefoot toad) is the source of this 1652-nucleotide messenger RNA. It is a transcript of the gene XKRX, whose product is annotated as XK related X-linked. Gene Ontology annotation, cellular component: membrane. NCBI's taxonomy places the organism in Eukaryota, Metazoa, Chordata, Amphibia, Anura, Pelobatidae. The transcript is spliced from 3 exons. The record is from RefSeq and is a predicted model, not a curated record. The coding region runs from base 193 to 1503 and encodes 436 amino acids.